This is a messenger RNA of Acytostelium subglobosum LB1, 1497 nucleotides long. RefSeq lists its product as hypothetical. The transcript is spliced from 3 exons. The annotation marks the transcript as partial. Gene Ontology annotation, molecular function: RNA methyltransferase activity. The record is from RefSeq and is a predicted model, not a curated record. NCBI's taxonomy places the organism in Eukaryota, Evosea, Eumycetozoa, Acytosteliales, Acytosteliaceae. Gene Ontology annotation, biological process: RNA processing.
AUGCUUAAUAGAUGUAAGAAUAUAUUGAACAAGUUAUAUAAUGUCUCUUAUAAUCAUGUCUUGGAUACAGCUAGCAAGUUAACAUCUUAUGUGAAUGGCAACAACAGCAACAACGACAACAACACAGUCAACAACAAAAGGGUAGCCAAAAGAGAUAGAUCAAAAGUAUCCAAUGUAUAUGUUGGAACUGUUACAGACUAUGAUGAUCAACUCAAUGGAGUUGUAAAGCCAGAAGAUGCAGUUGGUGCAUUGACACUUACCAAACCAGUGAUGGUACGCAAUGCUGUUUUGGGCGAGAAGGUUGAGCUAAAGGUGUUUAGAUGGGGCGGCCCAACGAGUGAAGGCCGUGCCUAUCAGAUACUUGAACGCUCGCCACAUCGCACUGAGCCAGUGUGCCAGCACUUUGGUCUGUGCAAGGGAUGCACUCUCAUGCAUAUGUCGCCGCAGCAUCAGCUGCAGCACAAGCGAUUGCAGCUGUGUCGUGUGUUUAGCGAAGCUGGCAUCUCAACGCCGAUCGACGAGGAUGUUAUACAGGUUGAGAAUGGCGACGUAGGAUACAGGCGCAGGACCAGAUUGGCAGUACGUUGGAAUCGCAAGUCGGACAAUGUCGAUGUUGGCUUCGUGUCUGAGCUCAAGCCGAGCUUUCAAGUGGAGCGAUGUCAUGUGCUGGAGCCCAGCAUUCAGACACUGCCACUCAAGCUGUCUGUGCUCUUCCAGUCAUUCUCCAAGAACGCCAAGACCAACAUACCAUCUGUUGAGGCCACUGUUGCGGACAAUGCCACAGCCAUUAUCGUUAGGAAUCUUGUUGAACUACUUCCAGAGGAAAUUAACGGGAUCAAACAGUUGGCCAAGGCUGAAGGACUCGUGGCAUAUCUACAGCCCGAAGGUUACCCAUCGAUCAAACAGAUAUAUCCAGAACAGCCGAUUGACUUGGUGUUCAGGCCUGUUGACAACCUUGAUGUCAAGAUAAAGCCAUAUGACUUCCUUCAGAUCAACUCCAAAGUGAACAGACUGAUGGUACAACAGGCAAUUCAAUAUCUGGACUUGAAUGAUAAAGAUAUAGUAUUCGACUUGUUUGGUGGCAAGGGUAACUUCUCGUAUCCGAUCGGUCUACAUGCCUCGCAUAUAUACUCUAUGGAUAUUUCAAGAUUACCUUCUACCACAACACAACUCAACAACAAUGUCACUGGUAUCAAUCUAAACCUUUACACAGACAGCAUUGCACAUCUAUACAGCGAGAAACAGUGCAACAAGGUCUUGAUGGACCCAACUAGAGCUGGUGCUGAGAAGGUAUGCCAAGAGAUACCAAGUGAUUUGGAUACAAUUGUCUAUGUAUCGUGCAACCCUGGAGAUAGCUUAGUUCGAGACUUGAAGAUAUUGGAGAGCAAAGGUUAUAUGAUACAGUCAAUCAAACUUAUUGAAAUGUUCCCAAAUACAUCAAAGAUGGAGGCUAUUGUGUUGUUGACAGGUACUGCAUCACACAAUAUUGCCGUAGUC